AUGGAAAAUGACACCUCAGUGAAUAAAUUCAUUUUACUGGGCUUUGCUAAUGAUCCAGGUGUUAAACUCCUUCUCUUUGUUGUGUUCCUUUUCAUUUAUAUUGCAACUGUCUUUGGCAAUAUUACCAUUCUGGUCAUCAUUACCGUGGAUACUGCCCUUCAUACACCUAUGUACUUCUUUCUCAGGAACUUGUCUUUCCUGGAGAUCUGCUACACUUCGGUCACUAUCCCCAAGUUGCUUCAGAACAUACUUGCUGUGGACAAAACCAUCUCACUGAUUGCAUGUGCCACUCAAAUGUAUUUCUUUCUCUUUUUCGGUGCCACCGAAUGUUGUCUCCUAGCUUUCAUGGCAUAUGAUCGUUACAUAGCAAUAUGCAACCCACUGCGCUACCUAGUCAUCAUGAGAAAGAGUGUGUGUGUCCAGCUCACUGCUGUUUCAUGGGUCUGCGGCAGCCUGGUGGCUAUGGGCCACACCAUGUUCAUUUUUAACUUGCCCUUCUGUGAUUCCAAUGUCGUCAACCAUUUCUUCUGCGAAAUCCAGCCAGUGCUAAAGCUGGUGUGUGGGGACACGUACUGGAAUGAGAUCCAGAUUAUUGCAGCUGCUGCAUUUGUCAUCCUGAUGCCCUUCAUGCUGAUCCUCAUGUCCUAUUUCCAUAUCAUCUCUACCAUCUUAAGGAUGCAAUCAGCCAAGAGCCGGCAGAAGGCUUUCUCCACCUGCUCCUCACAUCUUGUAGUUGUGUCCUUAUUCUAUGGGGCGGCCAUUUUUAUAUACAUUCGCCCCAAAUCUAGCUACUCCCUGAAUGUGGACAAACUCCUCUCUCUCUUCUAUGCAGUAAUUACACCGAUACUGAACCCCAUUAUCUACAGUCUGAGGAAUAAAGAAGUCAAGCAAGCUCUCAGAAAAAUAGUGAUGAAGUUGAUACCUUCAAAAUAA
Hemicordylus capensis (graceful crag lizard) is the source of this 933-nucleotide messenger RNA. Its product is annotated as olfactory receptor 10C1-like. Gene Ontology annotation, cellular component: membrane. Bases 1 to 933 code for a protein of 310 amino acids. Lineage: Eukaryota; Metazoa; Chordata; Lepidosauria; Squamata; Cordylidae. Gene Ontology annotation, biological process: G protein-coupled receptor signaling pathway. Gene Ontology annotation, molecular function: olfactory receptor activity; G protein-coupled receptor activity. The transcript has a single exon. The record is from RefSeq and is a predicted model, not a curated record.